This is a messenger RNA of Prorocentrum cordatum, 1278 nucleotides long. NCBI's taxonomy places the organism in Eukaryota, Dinophyceae, Prorocentrales, Prorocentraceae. The record is from the annotation of a GenBank genome assembly.
GCCGAAGGCGAGGCUUGCCGCGAGAGCGUCGACGAAGACUUCGCUCGCGCCCGACAGUUCUUGCACGCCGAGCAGCAGGAGUACCAGCAACGCAUCGCCGAUGCUCGGCAUGAGGCGACUGUCCUCAUCCAGGCAGGGCUCAACGAGUACGUGGUCGAGCGCGAUGCCGCACUAGCCACAGUCGGCGAGAUCCGCGUUGCUGAGUCGGUCAUAUCAGCAGCUGAGGCUUCUCUCGAAGUUAAGGCUGGUGAAGCUGAGGAAGCACUUCGAGGCGAGGCCGCUGAGUUGCUUGGUGCCCGCGAUCGGCUGCAGGAUGAGUGGCAGCAGGCCGACGCAGAGGUCCGGCGUCAGCGAGGCCACAACGCCGAGGACCACGCCCAGCUUCGCGAGGAGGCCCAGCAGCUCGAUCUGAAGUUGCAGGAAGAGUCCGAGAUUGCUGAGUUGGCGGCCGAGGCCGAUGCGGCCAGGCAAGUUGCAGCAGCCCAGGCCGAUGCAGACGCCAGAGUGGCCGCUGCUCAGCAUGCGGAGGUCGAGUGCCAGCGCGCCGCUGAUUCGGCCAGGGUCAACUUCUUCGCCAGCCAGGCGCUCCAUCACACCGGGCGGGGUCGCUACUUGGAGGAGAUCGCCGAGGCGCAGACGGAGGCCGGGGAGUUGCGGGCGGAGAAGGCCGCGCUAGCGGAGGCUUCCCAGGAGCUGGUCCAGAUGCAGUCCGCCGAGUUUCAGGGCGACGUGCAGCUUGACGCGGAGGACGAGGACGAGGACUUCGACUUCGCGAGCCACGGGCCUGCGUGUAAUCAGCCGCCGCCAGGCCUUCCAGCACGUCCGGCUGCUUCGUCGAGUUCGCCGCCGCCAGACGCAGGCGUCGCUGGGGCGAUGCUGGCGUUCAUGGAGCAGAUGGCGGAGCAGCAGCGGGCAGGCGCCGAGGAGCAGCGUGCGCUGCUGGCUGGGCUUGCGCGCGCUCAGGAGAACUUGGCGGAUGCCCAGCGGGGGUCGGCAUGGAAGCUGAAGCCGGCGAAACCAGUCCUGACAGCGUCCGACGCCGCGACCUUGAAGGUUCAGCUCGAGAAGUCAAAGAUCUACCAGAACGAGUCGCGCCAGGCGAGCAAUGCUAUCUGGAUUGAGGGCGCGCGGGCGAUUGCAGAGGGCGCGGCGAAGAUCGAGAUGGAGGACUCGAUCGUGACCGAUUUGGGCGGCGAGGACGCGUGCCGGGCACUGCUGGAGGGGCGCUCCAACCCCAGGUGGGAGGCGAUCUGGAUCAAGCACGUCAGGCGCUCGAAG